AUGCCUAUUAUGGAGGCUCUUGGCAUAGACUAUAAUACUAGCACAGUGCCCUGGGACCCAGGUGCCCUCCAGCCACCUUCUCAAGCAAUCAGUGCGGUGAAGAUGGUAGCCAUAUCAGUCAUAGUCUGUACCUCUCUCUUCGGCAACGUCGUGGUCCUUCUGGUGUUUCAGAGAAAGCCACAGCUGCUGCACGUCGCCAAUCGCUUCGUUCUCAACCUGCUGCUGGCCGAUUUGCUUCAGACUGUGCUCGUCAUGCCGUUCGUCAUCGCCGCCACCGUGCCUGAGGUAUGGCCUCUGGAUGCUCACCUGUGUCAGGCCCUGGUGGUCCUUAUGCACCUUUUUGCCUUCACCGGAGUAAACACCAUCAUCGUUGUGUCCGUGGAUCGCUACCUGGCCAUUAUCCACCCACUGUCCUAUCCCACACGCAUGACACCUCACUUGGGAACUAACCUGAUUGCCCUGACCUGGCUGCUAAGUCUGCUGCAGAGCACACCACCCCUCUAUGGAUGGGGAGCUAUUGAUUUCGACCGCCGCCACAACGCCUGCACUGUAGUGUGGUCCUCCAGCCACUCAUACUCAGCUCUGGUGGCCACACUGUCUUUUUGGCUUCCCGUGGCCAUCAUGCUUUGCUGCUACUGGAUGGUGUUCAGAGCAGCCAGGAGGCAAAAUGCUCUGGUGCACCCCGUCCAGACCAGCCAACCUCCAGACUCAUGCUCGAAUUCUCAACAGCAGCAGCCUCAACCUGAGACUUUCUCGGCAGCAUAUCCUGCCAGGUCCAGACACAGACGCUUUCACUACCACUGCAAGGCAGCCCGGGUGGUUUUUGUCAUCAUGGCCUCUUAUGUGCUCAGCAUGGGCCCUUACAGUGUUCUGAGCACCAUUUCAAUAUGCUCCAACACUUCUGUGCCACCCUGGCUCACCUCACUAUCACUCGUCCUCUUUUUCCUGCAGUGCUGUUUGCAUCCGUACAUCUAUGGUUACAUGCACCGCAGUGUGCGCAAGGAGUUUCUGGCGCUGCUCUGUGGGCCACGGUGUGGACAGAGCCAGCCCGGUCAAGGUUUGGCCGUAGACAGCUGUUUUACAGUGACGGACGGGCGUUCAGGGCAGCUGCACAUGCCUAGCCACGUGGCACGUGUGUGCCCGCUCCGGACAUGGGAAGAAGGGACCACGUCAUCCUCACCUACAGAACGCAGAUCAAGGGAAAGCCAAAAAGAGACAACGUCUGUGAGUUUGAGCUCCGAAAGGGAGCUCAUUGUCCACAGCACCAAGUAA
Molecule: messenger RNA, 1272 nt
Organism: Trichomycterus rosablanca
Lineage: Eukaryota; Metazoa; Chordata; Actinopteri; Siluriformes; Trichomycteridae
Gene: gpr101
Product: G protein-coupled receptor 101
Exons: 1
Coding region: 1-1272 (423 amino acids)
Biological process (GO): G protein-coupled receptor signaling pathway
Cellular component (GO): recycling endosome; plasma membrane
Molecular function (GO): G protein-coupled receptor activity
Source: RefSeq, a predicted model, not a curated record